Arabis nemorensis is the source of this 201-nucleotide messenger RNA. The record is from the annotation of a GenBank genome assembly. NCBI's taxonomy places the organism in Eukaryota, Viridiplantae, Streptophyta, Magnoliopsida, Brassicales, Brassicaceae.
AUGGGGAUCAUGAACAGUUUCAUCAAUGAUAUCUUCGAGAAACUCGCUCAGGAAUCUUCUAAAUUGGCUAGGUACAACAAAAAACCGACGAUCACGUCUCGAGAAAUCCAAACCGCCGUGAGGCUCGUGUUGCCUGGUGAAUUAGCGAAACACGCCGUUCCUGAGGGUACGAAGGCCGUCACUAAAUUCACCAGUUCUUAG